Penicillium pulvis is the source of this 1203-nucleotide messenger RNA. RefSeq names its product Zn(II)2Cys6 transcription factor domain-containing protein. The record is from RefSeq and is a predicted model, not a curated record. Gene Ontology annotation, molecular function: DNA-binding transcription activator activity, RNA polymerase II-specific; zinc ion binding. Bases 1 to 1203 code for a protein of 400 amino acids. The transcript has 2 exons. NCBI's taxonomy places the organism in Eukaryota, Fungi, Ascomycota, Eurotiomycetes, Eurotiales, Aspergillaceae. Gene Ontology annotation, biological process: regulation of transcription by RNA polymerase II.
AUGAUGCACCAUCGCCGGGAACAUACUAAAUCCCGGCAUGGCUGCAUGACUUGCAAGACUAGACGCGUUAAGUGCGAUGAACUACGACCUGUCUGUAGCAAUUGCACCCAGAGGUGUGAAACAUGUGUCUAUCCCGGGCUGGGCCCUCACAUUUUUACUGAGAGCACCCGAAAAUCUCGGAAGAAAGCUCAAUCGCCACCAGAAGAUCGAACUAAGCUGUUGCCUGAAGCCCAAUUUUUCACCUCAAAUACCUGGGCCUCAAAUCCUUCCGACAGUUCGAGUGCAGAUUCUAGCUUGCCUUCGCUGGACAUGACACAGCUAGAGCUCGUACUACAAUGGACCAACCACACACACAAAUUCGCUGCGCGGAGCGAAAAGACAAGAAAAGUCUGGGAAAUUCCAGUGCUUGAAGAAGCUCUAAAUGCGCCAUUUCUAAUGCACGGAAUCUUGGCACUUUCCGCCCUGCAUCUUUCGCAUUUGCGUGAAGACGAAAGGUAUGUGAUGUGGCUAGACAUCGCCAUAGCACAUAAGAAUACUGCCUUGGUAAUGUUCUCGGAUCAGCUUCGCAACAUUACCAAGUCCAAUGCGAAAGCCAUGAUGGUUUUCGCGGGCCUGGCUUUUGCUUUUAGCCUAGCAAGUGCUGUCAACAUAGGCACGAAAGAAGACGGGCCGGGCUUGAACGCGCUCACGGACGUCUUCAUUUUAGCCCGAGGAGUUCAGACAGUGCUAGAUGCGGAAACAGAAUUUCUGCUGCAAAGCAACUUCAAACCACUAUUCGAUACUACAGGUCCGGAGGUUGAUAUCCCCGAGAAUAUUCUUGCUGCAUUCGAUCGACUUGAGCAACUGCAAAUUCAAUGCAACCAAUGGGAUAAUAAUAUAGACUCUGCAUCAUAUACGCGAGCGAUAAAAUUCUUGCGCGAUCUUGCUGCUUUCACCUGUGCCGAGCCUACUUCGAUGACCAUGGCUGCUGGUUGGGCUAUUCAUGCCUCGCAGAGAUAUCUCGAUGACCUCAGGGCUAAGAAACCUCUCGCAUUGGUAGUGCUGGCUCAUUACUGUGUGUUUCUACAUAUGGCUCGAGAGAACUGGUGCAUAGGCCCUUGGGGCCGCAAGGUUCUAUUAGAGAUCACCCAAGCAUUGGAGCCUGAAUGGCAUCCUCAUAUUGAAUGGGCGAUUCUGAAUGUCUUCCCCUUCGGUACAGAAUGA